Molecule: messenger RNA, 1509 nt
Organism: Fusarium coffeatum
Lineage: Eukaryota; Fungi; Ascomycota; Sordariomycetes; Hypocreales; Nectriaceae
Exons: 1
Coding region: 1-1509 (502 amino acids)
Molecular function (GO): protein binding
Source: RefSeq, a predicted model, not a curated record
AUGUCGUCCUCUAACCCCCGCGAUCAAAAAGAGCCCGUCGACGAACCGCUCGAGGAGGACAUGCUCGCUGCCGACGAUGCUGCCGAGGAGAUCGCCGACGAUGAGGACCUUGCUAUGGAUUCCGACAACGAGGAAAUCCUUCUCCAGAACGACUCUAUCGGUUACUUCGACGAACCUAAGGACUCUCUUUUCACCAUUGCUCAACAUCCUCAGCACCCCUCCAUCAUUGCCGUUGGUGGUUCAGCCGGUCAAGAGGAUGACGCUCCCGGUGCAGGAUGGGUCUUCAACACCGCCUCUGCUCAGUCGCGACCUCCGCUGCCUGCUAGUUUCUCAAGCGAUCCCGCCGCAGACGCCCUUAAGAGCACCCAGCUCAACUCUCUAUUCAGCCUUGACGGCCACACAGACUCAGUGAACACACUCGCCUGGACUCUUCCUCGAGGAGAGGUUCUCGUUAGCGGUGGUCUUGACGGAAGGUUGCGCGCUUGGAAGGCGACCAUCUCGAACGAUGCGCUCAAGAUGGAUUUCCUUGGUGAGGCGCAGGAAGUGCCUGAGGUGAACUGGCUUGUACCUUGCCCCUCUGCCACAAACCCCAACACUGUCGCCCUUGGUGCUUCUGACGGCUCCGUUUGGGUAUACACCGUUGAUCCCACAGACCAGGCCAACCCUCUCCAGAUUGUUCAGUCAUACUUCCUUCACACUGGCAGCUGUACUGCUGGUGCUUGGACACCUGACGGUCUCUUGCUGGCCACCAUCUCCGAAGAUGGUAGCUUGUACGUCUGGGAUGUCUGGGGUGAGGCUACAGCCAAGAAUCUUGUCGGCGACAAUGGUAUGACUGCUGUCGCUCUGACUGCCGAGGAUCAGCGAUUCGAGGUUGAGGGUGGUCUUUACUCUCUUGCCAUUGAUCCCAAGGGCGCUUUUGUCGCCGUUGGAGGUGCCACUGGUGCUAUCAAGAUUGUGUCGCUUCCACGACUCGCUCCUAGCGGACCCCAGCCUCAGGCCCGCGCUCGUGCUGCUGGAGGUAAGGCCACUGCCCAGUCAACUUCGACCGCUGGUGGUCAGAUCCUCGCCGCCCUGCACACACAAUCUGAGAGCAUUGAGUCACUUGCUCUUGUCACUACUCCCAACACACCACCAUCCACCCUCCUCGCCGCCGGUUCCGUCGAUGGUUCCAUCGUUGUCUACGACGCCACUCGCCGCUUUGCUGUCCGACGACACAUCUCCGGCGCCCAUGAGGAGCACGCCAUCGUCAAGCUCGAGUUCAUCCCUAACUCAUGGCAACUCACCAGCUGCGGCAUGGACGGUGUCGUGCGUCGCUGGGAUCUCCGAGGUGCUGGCGCUACAAACCCCAAUGCGACUGCCACAGCUGCCGAGGCUGGUCUCCAGAAGGAAUGGAAGGGCCACCGUGGUGAUGGUGAGGGUGGUGGUGUCUUGGGCUUUGUCCAAGGCCAGACAGGCGAGAGGAUUGUCACAGCUGGUGACGACGGUGUGGCUUUGAUCUUUGAGGCAUAA